Messenger RNA from Botrytis sinoallii, 1071 nucleotides. RefSeq lists its product as uncharacterized. The record is from RefSeq and is a predicted model, not a curated record. Gene Ontology annotation, cellular component: cytosol. Gene Ontology annotation, molecular function: diphosphomevalonate decarboxylase activity; ATP binding. Gene Ontology annotation, biological process: isoprenoid biosynthetic process; isopentenyl diphosphate biosynthetic process, mevalonate pathway. Bases 1 to 1071 code for a protein of 356 amino acids. The transcript has a single exon. NCBI's taxonomy places the organism in Eukaryota, Fungi, Ascomycota, Leotiomycetes, Helotiales, Sclerotiniaceae.
AUGCAAAAACUAAACCUCCCAACCAACUCCUCCAUCUCUGUAACCCUCUCUCAAAAUGAUCUCCGCACUCAUACCACCGCUUCCUGCUCCCCCACCUUCACCGAAGAUUCUCUCCUCCUCAAUGGCUUUCCCCAAGAUAUCUCCAAUGCCCGCACUCAAGCCUGUUUCCGCGAGCUUCGCUCUUUACGUUCCGCACUCGAAGAUUCCGAUGCUUCGCUCCCAAAACUCUCCUCUUACCCCUUGAGGAUCAUCUCGGAGAACAACUUCCCCACAGCUGCAGGUCUCGCUUCUUCCGCUGCUGGUUUCGCAGCUCUGGUUAGAGCUAUCGCCAACUUGUAUGAAUUGCAAUCUAGCCCUACCGAACUCUCGAGAAUCGCAAGACAGGGAAGUGGCUCUGCUUGUCGUUCUUUGUUUGGAGGAUAUGUGGCUUGGGAGAUGGGUCAAAAGGAAGAUGGUUCUGAUUCCGUUGCUGUCGAAGUAGCACCUGCUUCUCACUGGCCCAACAUGCGGGCUCUUAUCCUCGUUGUUUCUGCCGAGAAGAAGGGAGUUUCCAGUACCUCUGGUAUGCAAAUUACAGUCGCGACAUCGAAACUUUUCAAACAGAGAGCAGACAAUGUGGUUCCAGAACACAUGAAGGAAAUGGAACGGGCAAUUAAGGAUAAAGACUUCGAGCGAUUCGCAAAGGUUACUAUGAUGGAUAGUAAUAGUUUCCAUGCAACAUGUUUGGAUACUUUCCCACCCAUUUUCUAUUUGAAUGACGUUAGUAGAGCAGCAAUCAGAGCCGUGGAGGAUAUUAAUAGUGCCGCUGGAACGACCGUUGCGGCAUAUACUUUUGAUGCUGGUCCAAACGCUGUUAUUUAUUUCGAGGAGGAGAACCUUGGAUUAGUAGCUGGUACAUUGAAGACUGUCCUUGCAGGUGUGGACGGAUGGAAUGGAAAGGACGUUGAGCGCAAGGCUGCAGAACAUAUUGAUGAGAGAGCCCGGAAGGUACUCCAGGAUGGUGUCAGUAGAGUAAUUUUGACUGGUGUUGGUGGAGGACCCGAGAAGACUGAGAAGCAUUUGAGCGCUUGA